This is a messenger RNA of Pantherophis guttatus, 4075 nucleotides long. It is a transcript of the gene PHC1, whose product is annotated as polyhomeotic homolog 1. The record is from RefSeq and is a predicted model, not a curated record. Gene Ontology annotation, biological process: negative regulation of DNA-templated transcription. Gene Ontology annotation, cellular component: nucleus; PRC1 complex. NCBI's taxonomy places the organism in Eukaryota, Metazoa, Chordata, Lepidosauria, Squamata, Colubridae. Gene Ontology annotation, molecular function: zinc ion binding; histone binding; chromatin binding.
CAGGAAGUGGGUAAACGAGAAGACAAGGAGGGGGAAGCCUGAGCCAAGGAAAUUAAAUACUCGGCGGAGUGGUCGGUUUAUAUCGGAAAGCGGCUUUGACUUCGGGAAAGGCGAUCUGCCGAGGGGGCGCGGUGGCAGCCCUUUGGGCCCCUCCCCUCCUUCCUGGGUUUCUUCGCUGCUGCCGCCGGAUCCCGGCUCCGCCCCGCCCCCGUUGCUGGGAGGGCUGGUCUGGGUCGUUGGCGCGCCCCCUUCGGGGUAGACGCUAGGCCUAGCUGGAACCAGAGGGUUUGAAACAAAACUUCAGACAGGAAUCCUUGGCACCUGACACAAUGGAGACGGAAAGUGAGCAGAAUUCAAAUUCAGCCAGUGGCAGCUCAGGCUCUGGUGGAAGCACUCGCCCUCAGAUAUCACAAAUGACACUCUAUGAGCGGCAGGCAGUGCAGGCCCUUCAAGCACUACAGCGACAACCCAAUGCAGCCCAAUACUUUCAUCAAUUUAUGCUUCAACAACAGCUCAAUAGUGCUCAACUUCACAGUCUGGCUGCAGUCCAGCAGGCCACAAUUGCAGCCAGCAGACAGGCAGGCUCUCCAAACACAAGCUCCCCUCAGCAGACAGCCACCACACAGGCUUCAAUUAAUCUGGCUACCACAUCAGCUGCACAAUUAAUCAGUCGCUCACAAAGCGUGAGUUCACCUGGUGCCACAACACUGACACAAUCAGUCCUUCUAGGGAACACCACUUCACCACCUCUUAACCAGUCACAAGCUCAAAUGUAUCUUCGGCCGCAGCUGGGGAAUCUGUUGCAGGUGAACCGGACUUUGGGCCGCAAUGUACCUCUUACUUCCCAGCUCAUCUUGAUGCCAAAUGGGGCUGUGGCUGCUGUUCAGCAGGAAUCACCUUCCACUCAUGCUCCUGGGGUCCAAACAGACACAGACCAGGUGCAGAAUUUGGCUGUCAGGAGCCAGCAGACUUCAGUAGCUAAUGCAUCACUCCAAGCUUCUACUCCAAAGGCUACUUUGCCAGGGAAUUCCCAGUCUUCAGUAAUACCCCAAGCUGCUCAUGCUGGCCAGACUUUGACAGUAACACAAGCAUCUUCUGGCAAUGUAGCCCAGUCACUCAAUCUCACCCAAGGUGCAGCAGGAAGUAAUGGCAUUUCUGGAGGCAUGGUCUCGUCAGUAGGGAGUCAUGCUACCACUGGGUUGAAUCAAUCAACUUCAUCUGGCCCAGGAUCCAACUACCAAAGGAAAGGCACUGGUGUAGUUCAGCCUUUACCAGUACCUUCUGCUCCCCAGGCAGUGACUGUGAGCCAAGGAAGUCAGACAGAGGCAGACAGUGUGGCAGCAAAGAAGGCUGAAGGUGAUGGUAAUGGGCAACAGACUGUGGGCAUGAAUCUGACCAGAACAGCUACACCAGCCCCAAGCCAAACUUUGAUCAGUUCUGCCACGUAUACCCAAAUCCAGCCUCAUUCACUGAUCCAGCAACAGCAGCAAAUUCACCUCCAGAAGCAAGUGGUGAUCCAGCAACAAAUUGCUAUCCAUCACCAGCAGCCAUUCCAGCAUCGUCAGUCCCAACUCCUGCACACUGCUACACAUCUCCAGCUGGCCCAGCAGCAGCAGCAAGCUUCACCUAUGACCCAACAGCAGCAGGGGCCACCACAAGUUUCACAACAGGCCACAUCUCUUCAUGGCCAACAGCAAGCCCAAACUCUUGUUGUCCAGCCCAUGUUGCAGUCACAACUUCAGCCAGUGCAGCUCCAGCAGGACAGUCAUUGCCAGACGGUCACUAAGACUUCUGUCUCUAUUCAAUCCAAGCCUCCUAUAGCCCCUCUGAAACCCCCACAAAUUGGUGCUGCCAAAAUGUCAGCCUCCCAGCAGCCUCCACCUCAUAUACCAGUACAGGUGGUAGGAAAUCGCCAGCAAGGUUCAGCUCAGGCUCAGGCAUUAGGACUUUCUCAGAUGAACACAGCUGUGCAGCCCCCCCGGGGUGUGCCAGCUUUAGUGCAGCCAGUAUCCCAAGCCCAUACAGCAUCCUCAUUAGCACAGAUCUCUUCCUCUUCUUCUUCCUCUUCUUCGGUAUCAUCAUCACCACCACCACCUCUACAAGAAGCCCUUCCUCCGCUCACUGCUGGAGCCAAUGUAGCACAGGGCACAGCGCAGAGUAAGCCCCAGGCUUUGGCAAUCAAGCGCAAGGCAGAAUCUGAAGAGGAGAGAGAGGAUUGUAGUGCACCAUCUUUACAGGCUGUCAGAUCUUCUCCUGUGGCUGAGAGCCCCAAAAUCACAGAAGAUAAGGUUGGCCUUGGAGAGAAGACUGACUCCACCAGUAGUUCUCUAAAUGCAUCCCCAAGUGACCCCAACUCUGCAAAUCCAACAAUUUCUUCUGUUCCUACACUGGCUGUGUUGUCACGUCAGACUGGAGAUUCCAAACCUCCACAAGCCAUCGUCAAGCCUCAGAUUCUUACACAUAUCAUAGAGGGCUUUGUCAUUCAAGAAGGGGCAGAGCCUUUCCCGGUGGGAUACUCUCAGUUCCUUAAAGACUUUGAAAAGCCUCUUCAAGGGGCCACUCCUUCUAGGCAGUCUACCAACCAACCCAGCAACUCUCCUGGAGUAGAAAGUUUAACAGUUGAUCAAGACAAGAAAGGAAACUUGCUGAAAUGUGAGUUCUGUGGCAAAUAUGGCCCUGCCAGUCAGUUCCGUGGUUCCAAGAGGUUCUGUUCUGUAACAUGUGCAAAAAGAUAUAAUGUGAGCUGUAGCCACCAAAUACGUCUGCAAAGGAAAAAAAUAAAAGAGCUCCAAGAAGCAAACUAUGCUCGUCGUAGACGUGGACCCCGGCGCAACAGCUCUGAGAUUGCUCGAGCCAAAAUCCAGGGCAAGCAUCACCAGGGCCAAGAAGAUUCAAGCAGAGGAUCUGAUAAUUCUAGUUAUGAUGAAACCCUCUCCCCCACAUCACCGGGACCUCUUUCAGUGAGAACUAGUCAUGGAGAGCGAGACCUUGUCAAUUCCAGCAUGACUCAGCCCAUUUCUGACUUGCAUGGUAUCAAUCCAGUUUUCCUAUCCAGCAAUCCUAGCCUCUGGAGUGUGGAAGAAGUAUAUGAGUUCAUUGCAUCCCUACAAGGCUGCCAGGAGAUUGCAGAGGAAUUUCGCUCCCAGGAGAUAGAUGGCCAGGCCUUGCUUCUGCUAAAAGAAGAACAUCUCAUGAGUGCCAUGAAUAUCAAAUUGGGUCCAGCUCUCAAAAUCUGUGCCAAAAUCAACAUUCUUAAAGAGACCUAACACUGGAAUGCAGAUUUUCUUUCUUUCCUAGCUAUAAUGAAUACACUAAAUGUAAGAAAAAAAUUCUUUCAAAAGCCUGUGUCAUGGUGAUACUUGGGGAGGAAUAACUCCCUUGGAGGCCUUGAAACAUCUCAUCAAAAGCAUAGAAUAUCUUCUGCUGUGCUAUGAAUUGUUCCUGAUGGAAAAAGGCAAAAAAAAGUUCUACGCUGCAGCUGCUGUGAAUCCUUCCUGUCAAGUUGCUGGAUUCUCAUAUUUUUCUCCCAGUAGAAUCGUUCUUUCCACAUGGUUUCAAUUUUCAGGGGACCAAUUGGUACUGAAUCUUUUCUCUUGCUAAAGGCUUGUUUGGAACAGUAAAGAAAUUAGUUUUAAAUGACAUCUUUUCUAAUUGAAGUGUUGAUUGAAGGUAAGUAGUAAAUUGAUUUCAUAUAGAAUACUGGAAUGAACGUUAAUUGAACAUUAAAGACUAGAGCUGGCCCAGGUCUAAUGGGACCCUCCAGAAGACAUUAUUUCUGAUACCACCAUCAGAGGGUUUAAAUAUUAAUUCCACUUGUGUCUCUUGUGGUGUUUGGAGAAAAAUUACUCAAGAGCCAAAGGAGAAUCCAACGCUAUUGAAGCUCCAAGUGUUUCAUCCUGCUUUUAAAAAAACUGUCUUCUUUGGGUUUUGUAUUUUACCCUUUCCCUUACGAGAGAGCAUAUGGGACAAACUUUCUGCUAUCAGGUUUGUAUCUUCUGUCCAAAGCCUGUUUAUUUUUGUUUAUUAAGCAAAUUAUUCAGUAAAAGGAAUGCUUCAUAAACAUUAUUGCAAUCUU